ACCGCGGACUGAAUCCGCUCCGUUGGUUCCGCUCCGGGAGUUCUACGCAACCGCUGCCGCGGAGGGUUAAGCUAGGCUAGUUCAAAACUCCUCCCGCUAACUCUCAGCUUCCAGAGAUUCCAGCGCUUCCAUCAAUGCUGCCAUUCAUUCCCGCGCAGGGCUUUACCUACCAGCACAAGCCGGUUUUAUAAAGGACUUUUUAUUCAGCGAUAUUCUCUGAAGAAACGGCGAACAGCAGCAAGGCCCCCAGUGUAAGCUAACGGUUAACCCCAAAGCUAAAAUGGCGGACAGAGAGGGUGAUAGCGGAGCUAUCGGAACAAUAACAGUGGCGGAGCCGCCAGGGACAGAGGCUUCCCUGAGCAGCCAGUCUGCGGAGCCUACAGCAGGCCAGCCUGUCGCCCAGGUGCUACAGCCCCAGGAGAAGGUAUCGACGUUUCUGGUGGCUGAGUGCGAGCAGCCCGCAGAGAGCUCAGAGCCCGGGUCCUGCGCGGAUGGCAGCCAGCAGUCCCUGAGUGGAGCAGAAGGCUGUCAGGUGGAGCAGCGGGUGGUGGUGGGCGCAGAGUUCACAGACCUGGCUAACACCACCAUCAUCUACGUGCAGCCAGACGGCAGCCUGGUGGAGAGCUCCGGGCUAACGGUGGAGGAGCAGCAGGCGGUGCUCAGUCAGCUCAGCAAGCAGCAGAUCGUUCAGGUUUCUGACACCGAGGCCGUCCAGCUGCUCCAGCACAGCCAGCUGGUCAAAGCCGCCCCGGUCCACAAGACCUCUCUGGAUCCGAGUCAGCUGCAGCAGGUCAUAAACCAGGUCACCAAGUCUCAGAACCAGGACAACCUGCAGCAAGUCAAGAUCCAACAGGUUCCGACCCAGCAGAAGCAGGUCCAGGUUCCGACCCAGCAGAAGCAGGUCCAGGUUCCGACCCAGCAGAAGCCGGUCCAGGUUCCGACCCAGCAGAAGCCGGUCCAGGUUCCGACCCAGCAGAAGCAAGUCCAGGUUCCUCCACAGACCCUGAAGGUGUCUCCUCAGAAGAACGCCUCCACUCAGCUGAAAAGUGUGGCGCAGCAGGUGGCCCUGCAGUCCAGCACUGUGGUCCAGUCGGAACCUACAAGGAUUCAGAUCCAAGUUCCUCUUAAGCAGGAGGUGAAAACACUGCAGCAGAAGACGGUGACCAUCAGUCACCCUCAGGUGAAGCUGUCAGCCGGUCUGAGCAACGCGCAGAUCAUCCACAUCCAGCCCAUGGUGGGUCAGCAGGGUCAGCAGAUCCUGCUGCAGCAGAACCCAGGGGAGCCCGCCAUACAGCUGCUGCUGCAGAACGCCACCCCUGUGGUCGGGUCUCUGCUGCCCCUGGUCCACAAGGUGACAGGCCCGGCUGCCGUAGCAACCAGCUCCUCCAGUCCGGGUCAAAAGCUUUCCACCAUCAGGGUGACCACGGCGUCCACUCUCAAAGAUCUGCCGGCCUCCAGCUGUAAGGCGCCUCCUUCUGCUCCUGCUAAAACUGUUAGCGUUUCUCUGGUUAAGGCGCCACACAACGGCACGGAACCAGCUGCUGGGAAGGAUCCGGUUAAAGCGGCUCCGGCGGCUCCUCAGCCCACCACCCUGACUGUGGCCCCCAAAGCGGCCCCGGUAACCCUAGCCUCUGGUGUCAAGGAGAGAGACAGAGAGAAAGAGAAGAAGAAGGCCAAGAAAAAGAGAAGAAGGCGUUGAAGGUCCAAACCCGGUCCGGUCGGGUUUCCAGGCCG
This is a messenger RNA of Cyprinodon tularosa, 1734 nucleotides long. Its product is annotated as integrator complex subunit 3 homolog. NCBI's taxonomy places the organism in Eukaryota, Metazoa, Chordata, Actinopteri, Cyprinodontiformes, Cyprinodontidae. The record is from RefSeq and is a predicted model, not a curated record. The coding region runs from base 281 to 1699 and encodes 472 amino acids. The transcript is spliced from 2 exons.